CUCAUUCUUGAACCUUCCGACAUGAAGUUGAUUCUUGCUUGUGCACUUAUUGCGGUUGCUUUUGCAGCCAGCCCAGAAGAAAGUGAAACAGAUCCCGAUGUCUUUGAGGGUGAUAUGAUUCUGACACCCGAGCAGAAAAUGGCUGCCGUCAACGGUUGGGACGUCGAUGCUCCUCUUGGACGAGGUGGGAUCAAAAACAGAAGAUGGCCUGGUGGAGUGUUUGUCUACCAAAUCGAUCCAGUUCUUGCUCGCAGUAGCAAAGCAAUGAAUGCAAUCAACGGAGCCUUCAGAGAAUGGUCCUCCAAGACUUGCAUCACAUUCAAGAAACGAACCAACGAAAGAGCAUAUGCUUACUUCAAAAAAGGCUCAGGAUGUUCCUCGUAUGUCGGACGCACCGGAAGUCGCCAAGACGUCAACUUGGCUUCCGGUUGCUGGCGUGUUGGUACUGUGGUCCACGAGAUUGGUCACGCUCUCGGUUUCUACCACGAACAGUCACGCCCAGACCGUGACAAUUACGUCACUAUCAUGUGGGACAAUAUUGUUGAAAGAAACAAGCACAACUUCAACAAGUACAACCGUGGAACCAUCGACUCUCUUGGUACUCCCUACGACUAUGGAUCCAUCAUGCACUACGGCUCAAGGUAUUUCAGCAAAAAUGGAAAACCAACCAUCGUUCCAAAGAGAUCUGGAGUCACAAUYGGUCAGAGAAGUAGAUUGAGUAAGAUUGAUGCYGACCAAAUGAACUUGAUGUACAAGAGCGAAUGCAGUGGACGCUUAUAAGGUAAUUGUGAAAGCAAUUAUUCCUGCAUGCUGU
Molecule: messenger RNA, 814 nt
Organism: Exaiptasia diaphana
Lineage: Eukaryota; Metazoa; Cnidaria; Anthozoa; Actiniaria; Aiptasiidae
Product: blastula protease 10-like
Exons: 8
Coding region: 22-780 (252 amino acids)
Biological process (GO): proteolysis
Molecular function (GO): metalloendopeptidase activity; zinc ion binding
Source: RefSeq, a predicted model, not a curated record